Molecule: messenger RNA, 3623 nt
Organism: Erpetoichthys calabaricus (reedfish)
Lineage: Eukaryota; Metazoa; Chordata; Cladistia; Polypteriformes; Polypteridae
Gene: plagl2
Product: pleiomorphic adenoma gene-like 2
Exons: 4
Coding region: 1062-2603 (513 amino acids)
Molecular function (GO): DNA-binding transcription activator activity, RNA polymerase II-specific
Source: RefSeq, a predicted model, not a curated record
CACGGAAAUAGCGAUGUAUAAAUAAAAAAAGAAGAAAUAAUCUUCGUUUUGUUUUACAAGUGUACGCUGUUGUUUUUUUUUACUGCAGAUUUAGGGGAAGGUUGAAUGCCGGUGCAAAUGCUGAUCACUGUCAUAGCGCGGUAGAUAACAGAAAUAAAGCGGACAAAGCAAAUGCCCAAUGAUCGUGCAAAAAAAAAAAAAGCUCGCGCACCAAAAUAGACUUGCUAUUAAAUGCUUCACUUCAGUUCACAUCUGUAUGUAAAAUGCAUACGGCUAUCUUCCACUCUUGAAAAAAAUGCCUAACCGGAGUAAAGAUGCUUCACAGUUCCCUGUCCGGUUGAUCUCUGCUCACGUUCGACAAAUGUAAACACAAAUGCGGGCUGUGUUUCCGACUAAAAGCAUCAAGCCAGCACAACGUGCUCGCAUUGUUUUAUCUAAAUUGUUUUUUUUUCUUUCUUGAAAACAGGUAACGGCAAUUCGUUGCCCGCUAUUCUUGUUUGGAGCCGCCCUCGCGUUGCAGAGUUAGUUGAAUAAUUUUGACAAAGUUGCGAUUAUUGAGAGAUAAGAGCAGAUUCACUGUGAAAAAAAAGUUUAGCAGCCUCGUAAAAAAGUUUGUGUGAAAGUGCCUGACGUCACUCCCACAAUGCUCCCGCUCCAUAACUCUAGUGAAGCAGCUUGGGGAGAAGAGACUUUCAGGCCCCGAUAAAAGAAAAAUUACCGAAAAAAAUUUGGAAAAAAUAAUAAAAUCACAGAUCGAGGAGAUAACGGCCCGGGAAGGUGAUGUGGGAGACCCCACGGAUGGAGAAGAUGUGCAGUAAUAUUUCGUGGUCACCCCCAACUCACAUUGUUGGGACUGGGUGAGCAGAAGAUUUCUUCUAAGAACACUGGGACCCCCUUUGGAGAAGCUGACUGUGGACAUCUUUAAACAGACAUCAUCUCACCUCCAGUAAGUUCUUCUUCAGGUCAGUUGGCACUGCCGUAGCUGAACACAUCUUAAAGACAGACUGGAAGAAGAGUCUUGAGCGUGCAGGUUUUAAUGGCACCAGCCUUUUAAGGCUGCCAUGGCAGCAGAUGCCAUCAGUAAUCAAGCUCAAAUUUCCACUGUAACACAAGAAGAAGUGCAAGGUGCCAGGAAGAGUUUUGGGGUCAAGCCUCUUCCAGAAGACAGAGCAGCCCUGACCCAAGAGACGAGUGAGUGUGAGGUGUGUGGAUUGCUUUUCAGCACACAAGAUAAACUCAGAGUGCAUGUGUAUAGUCACACCGGACAGAAGCCCUACCACUGCUCUCAGCCAGAUUGCUCCAAGGCCUUUGUGUCUAAAUAUAAACUUUUCAGGCAUAUGGCCACACAUUCUCCACAGAAAACACACCAGUGUACAUUCUGUGAAAAAAUGUUCCACCGUAAGGACCAUCUAAAAAACCAUCUGCAGACUCAUGAUCCAAAUAAGGAGGCCUUCAAAUGUGAAGAGUGUGGAAAGAAUUACAAUACCAAGAUGGGAUACAAGCGGCAUAUCGCCAUGCAUGCGGCCACCAGUGGGGACCUCACCUGUAAGGUUUGCAUGCAGAGUUAUGAGAGCACUCCUGUCCUUCUGGAGCACUUGAAGAGCCACUCUGGGAAGUCUUCAGGAAGCGUAAAAGAGAAAAAGCACCCCUGUGAUCACUGUGAUCGCCACUUCUAUACCCGGAAAGAUGUUCGCCGUCACAUGGUUGUUCACACAGGUCGCAAAGACUUUCUCUGCCAGUACUGUGCUCAGCGCUUUGGUCGGAAAGACCACUUGACUCGUCACGUGAAGAAGAGCCACUCACAGGAGUUACUCAAAAUCAAAACAGAGCCACAAGAUAUGCUAGGAAUUCUGAAUUGUGGUUCCUCCGUUUCAGUAAAGGAGGAACUCACUCCCAUGAUGUGCAUGGCAUCUUCUAAGGACUCUAUGAUGGGAAAAUCCUUUUCCAAUGCCUUUUCUGUGGGUAUGUACAACCCGCACUUGCCAACCAUGUCCAAUUCUGGGAUGUCUCAUACUUUAGUACCAAGUUCAUUGGCUUCCAUGGGAAUGGGCUGUCCUAUGGAGUCUCCUCCUAGUCAUCACCACUCCCCACCUCCGCAGCAGCACCCUCCACCCAAGUAUCAACUUGGAUCUACCUCAUAUCUGCCGGAGAAACCCCUUAAAGUGGAAAUGGAAAGCUUCCUCAUGGAUUUACAGAGUGGCCUUCCCAUUUCAUCCCCUGAGUCCCAUCCCUCACCACCAAAGGUUGGGCUGGAGCACCAUCAGUCCUUAGACGAUCUUCCAGGAGAUCACAUUCAAUGCAAAAGCCCAACAAUCAUUACAGAACCUUUCUGUGCUGCUAACAUGGAUUUCUCUCACCUUCUUAGCUUUUUGCCAUUGAACCUCCCUCCAUAUAACCCACCAAUGUCCACUAGUGGUUUAGUAAUGGGUUACCCAUCCCAAGGAGAUCCUCAGCCACCUCUUACCUCUUUGCAACCACAACCUCAGGAGUCUCAAGGAGCUGGUAAUGGCCUAAGCCUCGGUCCGCUUCACCCUCUACCCCCCGUUUUCACCACAAGCCUUAGCACAACAACAUUGCCACGUUUUCACCAGGCAUUUCAAUAGACAUCAGAAACACCAGAAAGACCGUUUGAGGAGCCUUAAUAAAGCGCACAAAGCUUCCUUAAAUACAGAGGAAGACACAUAUAUCUCUUUAUAUUAAGAAGCUUUUAUAAGGCUUUAUCUCUACUCCACUGCAGAGUUCAUCCAUAAUAUGGAGGUACAGUAAAGACUAAAUAAUAAAAUAAUAAUGCAAACUUUUAUUUUCUUUCCUCCUAAAAGACUGCUUAAGUGUGUUCUGAGGGAAGACCUUUCCCAAAAGAUUUUUUUUUUGUUUUUCUCAAAUGCUGCCAUCAGAAUUGAUUCCAUCCCCUUAAAGCAGCUCUGUAUUAUUCCUGUUGUUCAAGAUUUUGUGUUUUUUUUUUUUUUUGACGCUAUGUAACGAAAAAUUGUGAAGGAGUGAAAAAUUGUACAUGAAAAUUAUACAGUGACAACAGGGUUUUGAAAAAAGCACUUUCCUUUAUGGAGGUAUCUUUUUCUUAAGGGUUUUACAUUUGAGCAGGAAAAAAAAAAUUAAGAGGGGUUGUUACCUCUCGAUUUCUAACUCCGUUUACUGGAAGUCCCCAUGACAGUUUAGACCAGCAGUUUAGGUAUAAAAGUGGGAACUGUGACAUAGUCCUUCAACUCUAGCUGCCUAAUACACGCAUUGCUGAUGUAAAUAUUUUACACUUUCGAAUUUUUAGAAUCUGUAUGUCAGUAGUAAAACUGGAAGUGAAGUUUCACUCAUACAGAAUCUAAUCUGGAGCGUCAACGGUUCCAAAUAGCCAUUUUUUUGGCUUUUCCCAUACUCUGAAUGACAAUUCAACAUUACAUCUAUGAGAUAAGCUUCUAAAGCGUAAGUGGGAAAAAAAUAUUACGUCAUAGGCCUCGGCACAUAACUAUUUCUGUUAACUUGCAAAAAUACAAACCAAGAUAACAGCUAAUUAUAUUCACUUAUCACUAUUUGUACGUUAAAAAUAAAUAGGUAAAUAAAAAGCAGAGAUUUUGCCAAAUCCAGAGGCGUGUUUUCCUUUUACUACAGUAUCC